This is a messenger RNA of Cygnus olor (mute swan), 2532 nucleotides long. RefSeq lists its product as uncharacterized. The record is from RefSeq and is a predicted model, not a curated record. The transcript is spliced from 6 exons. NCBI's taxonomy places the organism in Eukaryota, Metazoa, Chordata, Aves, Anseriformes, Anatidae. The coding region runs from base 427 to 1872 and encodes 481 amino acids.
AAAGUGAGUUAACCGACUGCUUGCCUAAGGAGCCACCAUAGGAACGCUGACCCUCCCUGCCUGGAGCUAAUCUGCAGCCUUGCUGAUCGAAGUGAACUCCCUGAUACUGAGUAUUUGGUGCCCUUUAGGCCUCUGAGGGUCCAGCCGGAGUUUAUGCCAGCGUGCUGAAGUGAAAAACGAUGAGGAAGCAGGAGGAAUGAACUUGUUACUCAGCUGUGCACCCACAAACCAGAGGAGCGGUUCCAGUAAAACGCUGCAUGCCCUUGACCUGUCGUUAGUACAUCUGCUUUGCUCCUGCUGAAGACAUCAAUGGCUGAAGUCCUGUGUACAGGUAUGUUGCAGUGGAUCUGAAGGUGAUACAAGAAAGCAUUCUACCGUGCUACAGGCUCCUGGAAAGGGAAGCCUCCCGGCAAGGCAACCCUGAAGAUGUGGACUGCCAUUGUAUUCUUCCUGCUGAUUUCCUUCUGUAUAUGUGAAAACAGAUUUCCUGUCCUGAAAGGAAGAGGAGUCCAUGUAGUGCAAAUAAACAGGCUGACAACUGAAAAGCAAUGCAGGCAGGCUUGUAAAGGCUCAGCUGCUUCAGGUAACCAUCACUGCAAUUGGUCUGUGCCCUAUCAGAAUCGCUGCAUCCUCUUGCAGUGUCACCAGCUAAGUGUGUGCCAAAAUGCUGGAGAGCAAGAAAUCAAAGAUCUGCUUGGAGAAAUCAUCUUUGGGGAAAGGGAAACAGUCCAGUUUCACCACCAAAGCUAUCCACAGAAAACGAAGAGGAUGGUGAACACACAAAUUGAACAAUACAACAGAGAGAACCUAUUUUCCUCCACCACUCAGGCUCACAAGAUUUACUUGAGGCAGUUGGCUGUGAAUUCAGGUUAUCCUGAAGCACCAAACACAGGAAAAACUGCAAGCAGUGUUAGCACCACCACCACAACUGUCAGUGCUACCACAGUUGUAACGAUGGCUGGUACAAGUGCAACUGUCCCCAGUGCAGCUAAUGAAAAAACUGCCAAAGCCUCGAAUGCUUCAGGAGUGCUCCUUCCUACUGCCAUGUCAUCCACUGUCCCUUCUCCCACUCCUACCAAUGACACUGCUUCCACUUCCAGGAGUAUCACCAAGCUCCUGACCACCGCUGAAAAAUUAGGAAAUGAUAGCUUUGGCUCAGUAUCAUCCCCCUCUUCUGCUCCCAUCACUGCCACUACUGGAGCAGGUAUUCAAAUGAAUCACACUGAGCAGUUUAGCACAGCCACCAACACGACCAGCGCUCCCCACUCCAGUAGCCUCAUUACUGCUGGAGCUGGCCCGAAGACAAUGAGCACAACAUCGAGCACAACAUCAACCACGCUCACCCGACAGGAUGCAGUGACAUCUUCCACUGCUUUUAUUCGUGUUGCUACGUUCAGCUCCUCAGUGAGUCCACGUUCUGUGAAUUCAGCACUCCCCAUGUUGCCAGAAACAAGUAGAGCUCCAACAUCCUCAAGUGAAUCAACCUCUUCUCAGGGUUCUACGAGAGGUGCCAUGGGUUUAACUAGUGGUCCUACAGCACAAGCUACAACUGGGCAUGGAAUAAAGUCAGUAUCUCUCACUCCUUCAAUUAAACAUACAACCACCACUCCAGCAAAUGCACCUGGAACAACAACUUUGAACAUUGCAAAGACUCGGGACACAAACAAUGAGUAUCUUCUCAUUGCUGCUGAGCCUCUGACUCAGUACUUAGUGGAUAAAAGUUCGCUUCUUGCAGUGCUUUUAUUUGGUACGUUUUUUUUCAUAACUGUCAUAGUCCUUUUCCUUAUGCAGGCUUAUGAAAGUUACAAAAAGAAGGAUUAUACGCAAGUGGAUUACCUGAUCAAUGGAAUGUAUGUGGACUCAGAGAUGUGAAAGGGUAGGGAUAAAGCAAUGGGCAGAAGAGAUGGAAGGGAGAUUAAAGGCCUACCUGGCUUGUUUUUCUUUCCCAUUUGCCUAUAACAGAAACUGAAAGUGCUUCCAAAUUUAAUUCUGGUGCAAUUUAGGAGAAAUGCCAUAUACUGUAUUAAGAAAAAAAUAUAUUUUUAUUCAACUGCAACAGGUUGCUGUAAAAAAUAGUCAUUUUUAAAACCUUUCCAUAACGUGUUAUAGCUUUGAUCAUUAUUUUUCAUUGUAAAUUACCUAUCAAGGGGUAAGCCAUCAUCAUCUGAAAAUGAUGUGGCGCUUUUUCAACUGUUUACAUUACAAAUUCAUCAUGUUUCAUUGGUUUCAUGUGUGUUUCUUUCUGAAGACAAAACAGAGGAUGCUCUCACCUUUUACAAAAUACUCUGAAAUCACUUGAUGAGAAGUAUGAAGUAUUGCCACAAUGGGGAACUUUUAAUCUAAUGUGUUAUAUUUCGGUACGCUUCUAGCUUGUAAAAAGAGGUCUGUUUACAAGACAUUGUAAACACUGUUUACUGCUAAUCCAAGAUACCUUUUUCACUAGGGAGCAGAUUACUGUGCAUCUUCACUUACAUGAUCUUAUUUUUGUAUUCACUCAAUAAAUGGAGCCCUGAAAGGGCAUAUCUUGUUGCA